Molecule: messenger RNA, 1348 nt
Organism: Mesocricetus auratus (golden hamster)
Lineage: Eukaryota; Metazoa; Chordata; Mammalia; Rodentia; Cricetidae
Product: alpha-1-antiproteinase-like
Exons: 4
Coding region: 1-1254 (417 amino acids)
Biological process (GO): negative regulation of endopeptidase activity
Molecular function (GO): serine-type endopeptidase inhibitor activity
Source: RefSeq, a predicted model, not a curated record
AUGUUACUCUCUGUUCCCCAGGGACUCCUUUUGUUAGCAGGCCUGUGCUGCCUUUUCUCUGGCUCCCAGCCUCAAGAUCCCCUGGAGAUAGAUGCGGAAGAACAUGACCAUGAACAUCAGGCGCAUCUGCCCUGCCAACGCAUCUCCUAUAGCAUUAUCCAGUUAGCCUUCACCUUGUAUCAGAAGUCUGGUAGCUGGGCGAAAGAUGCCAACAUCUUAUUCUCCCCAGUGAAUAUCAUUGCUGCCUCUUUAAUGCUUUCCCUGGGAGCCAAGAACAACACCUACAACCAGAUCCUGAAGGGACUGAAUUUCAACGUCUCAGAAACACCAGAGAACUACAUCCAUGCCUGCCUCCAGCAAAUUAUCCAUAUCCUCCAUCUGCCAGACCACAGGUCACAGCUGACCAUAGACAGCAGCCUAUUCACUGACCAGAGUCUGAAGCUGGAGGACAAGUUUGUGGAUAAUGUCAAAGCGCUGUACCACUCAAAAGCCAUUGCUGUCAACUUCAAGGACACCCAAAAAGCCCAAAAACAGAUCAAUGAGUAUGUGGAGGGAGAAACCAGAGGGAAGAUAGUGGGAUUGGUCAAGGAUCUGGAAAAAGACACACACUUUGCCUUGAUGAAUUACAUCUUCUUCCAAGGCAAAGGGUAUGACGAAGUUGAUGUUGAACUCAAGUUGGAAGCUGACUUCCAUGUGAACAAGGACGUGACGGUGAAAGUGCCCAUGGUCAAUCGCCGGGGUAGAUUUUUCUUGCACCGGGAGGAAGAGCUGUCGACCUGGGUGAUGGUAAAUCAUUACAUGGGUGAUGCCACCGCCUUCUUCAUGCUGCCUGACCAAGGAGAGAUGCAAAAACUAGAGGAGAACUUGAAUCACAAACACUUCGUGAAUAUCUUAAAGCGCAUCAACAUACGGACUGUCAAUCUGUACCUUCCCAAACUGUCUAUGUCCAAAUCCUAUGACCUGAAGACCAUCCUGAGCACGCUGGGCAUCACCCAGGUCUUCAGCAAUGAGGCUGACCUCUCUGGGAUCACACGAGAUGCUCCCCUGAAGAUCAGCAAGGCUGUGCACAAGACUGUACUGACCUUCAGUGAUGAUGUGACACACACUGCAAGGAACAGCAGUUUGAGUAAAAGGGGCUUGUCUAAGAUCCCCGUCAUCCGUUUCAACAGGCCCUUCAUAAUUAUCAUUAAAGACAAAUACGCCAAUGUCCCCCUCUUUGUGGGAAGAGUGGUAAAUCCCACAGAAAAUACCUGAUUUCAAAUUCCAGUCAUCCUCACCACCCUGUUCCAGCAUGUCCCCUCCCUGCUGACAUUAAACAUGGGGUAGCUUUUGCUCACUCCUGAGUGCG